Molecule: messenger RNA, 623 nt
Organism: Psylliodes chrysocephalus
Lineage: Eukaryota; Metazoa; Arthropoda; Insecta; Coleoptera; Chrysomelidae
Source: the annotation of a GenBank genome assembly
AAAAAAUAUAUGCAUAUAUAUACUAGUUUUAUAGUUUAUUAUCGAAUAGUUUAAUAUACGAAGCCAUAUAAUAUAUAGUUUCGUAUUUUCAUACAAUAUAUAGAUAUGUUCAUUCUAUAUUUACUUUUUUUUCUUUGCUUGUCAGAAAUCUCAGCGGAUUCGAUUCCUUAUUCAAACAAGGAAGUGGCCCGCUACAGGAAAAAGGUAUUAAGCCAGUUUGAUUUUGACAUUUAUAAUUUUUGUGUCACUAGAACGGGAGUUCGUCCAGAAAUUAUAGCAUUUAUGAUAGGUUUUCUAGAUGUAAGAGAAGAUGAUAAAUUGAAAAAGUUUUUACAUUGUUUUACCAAUAAGAAUCUGUUAGCAAGCGAGAUUGGAUAUGUUAAUUAUAAUAAUUUAAUGACUUACCUUAACAACUUCGAUUUAAGACAUGAAUCGGAAAAUAUGGAGACAUUGGAUAAAUGCGUCAGAAAUAGAGGUGCUGGAAAUGAAAAUAUAUUUAAAACUGUAAAAUGUAUCUUUGACCAAUUUCGUGAAUAUGAAGUUAGUCCAAUGUGGAAUGAGGUUUAUAGGGCUCUUAUAUAAAUAAAAUGGAAAAUAAAAAAAAAAAUCAAUUGAAAACCAGA